This is a messenger RNA of Fomitiporia mediterranea MF3/22, 1147 nucleotides long. RefSeq lists its product as uncharacterized. The transcript has a single exon. Bases 18 to 431 code for a protein of 137 amino acids. The record is from RefSeq and is a predicted model, not a curated record. NCBI's taxonomy places the organism in Eukaryota, Fungi, Basidiomycota, Agaricomycetes, Hymenochaetales, Hymenochaetaceae.
GUCAAAACGCUCACGACAUGGUUCGUUUACCGGAUCUGCGUCCACAUCCGCAUCCGUACGCAGCGUACAUAGCUGCUCGGCCUGUGACGCCUGGUUCCCCGACCGUGGCAGCCUCCGCAAACAUGGGUUCAGCCCGCGAACGAGUGAGGCUUGCCGUGCUGCGGUUGAAUACGAAUGCGAGCAAUAAGCUCUCAAACAACCCACCCGCGAUUUGGCCCAAUUUGGCACGACGGGAAAUUGCCCACAGCGCCUUUGAUCUCAUCCUUGGCAACUCCCAGCGCAUCCACGCAAACACCACCGUGCCAGCAGUCCGGCAGCAGGGCGCACCGCAGGCGUUAUCUCGUUCUCACUGCGAACAGCCCUGGUCCCCUACGCCGCCCCUCGCCCCGCCUCAGGCGUGUACAUAUUUUCAUGCUUCGGUGAUACAUUAAGACACCCUACACGCCUUCCUUUUCCCGCCCUUGCGCCUCAUUACCUUCUCACCCAGUGCUUCUUUCCGCCCCCUACCUCGUUUUGGCUCCCGCCGAAAACGCAGCAUUACGCAAAGAGCCACUGGUUAAUUACUAUGGCGGCCACGUUCUUCCCUUCGGGAUGCGCCUGGUUGGCCCGGUGAUAGGUGCUUUCGUAUCACGCGACUAAUCCUUCCGACCCCGAAAUCUGUUUCCCCAGUCGGCGUGGGAGCGCGACGGACCGGACGACUUCAUCCAUGAUUAAAUGGGUUGGAGCUAAGCGACAUACAACGCACCAUCACGACAAAGAAGGUGCCUUCUAGCUCGUCGCGUCCUGGUCGGCAUGCGCGUCAUCGGAAGGUCGUUACUCGGGGACCGCAUCCUGUGGGACCAGCCAAUCAAAACAUAUUAGAGCUUUAAUGAGCUUGUUGAGCGUAAUUUGAUGAAGAGCAUUUUUCCACACCAGCAUUCGUCUUUAUCCUCCUGCAUUGUUUCAUGUCUUGCAAUUUGUUCCUCCUUUAUCGACACAUCUUCCCCCUAUCCGCUUCUUCCACUACAAUUACUAGCGGUUACACCCCCAACCAUUAAUCAAAUUCGAUGCCUGUAUACUGUAUUUGCAACCAACACAUUUGAUGACUUUCUUAUCCAUUUAUCACCUUUCAUCUUUUUGACACAGACGCCAAAUGAGAAGCGUCUUG